UUAAGGAUUUCGAUUAAGAGAUUCCGUCGCAUUUCUUACGUAGAGUAAAGGUUGCAUAUAACUUUAAAAAGCUAACCUUGACAAGGGAACUUUAGGUUUCAAGCUAUACUCUAUAUAUAUAUGUGUGUGUGUGUGGUUGUAGGCAAAUAAUAAAACUCAAAUAUUUAUACGUUAUCAAGACUUUAAUUCAACAUGGAGGAUUCACACUAUGUAGGAAAUCAUAUCUCUGAGGUGUUAGAAAACGGGACCAAGUUCAGAAUUUAUCCUUCAGCCUUUAAUAUCGUUUGGGGAAAGGAUGGAAGAUAUUGGAAAUCACCCAAAGAGGAAAAGGAUCCAGCAACACUUGUACAAGUGAGUUGGCUAGAGGUAACAGGGUUGUGUGACAAAGUAGAAAAAGACACAAAAUAUGAAGUCAAGUUCAAGGUGAAAUUGACACCAGAUUCAUUUGGAUUUAAUGAGUUACCCCUCUAUUUUAUGGUAAAAUAUGGAUCAAAACAAUCAUGGAAGAAAAUUUAUUUAACAAAAGAUGCUAAUGUUGAAUCAAAUGGAUCAUAUGUUGGACCAAAUAAUCUUACCAUUACAACAACUGACUCUCGAUCGGGAGAUAGCAACCUUUGUUUUGGACUUUAUGAAGUUUGGAGUGGAAAAUGGAAAGGAGGAUUAAUCAUCGAAGAAGUAAUUAUUCAGAAGAUGAAUCAAUAAAUAUAUUAUAUAUGAUAAUAAUAAAGAAAUGCUUCACACAAGUUUUAUGUUAUAAUAACCAUUGGAACUAAUCCCUCCAAAUGCUUUUAUUUAUUUCCUUGUAAUAAAUGUUUCUCUUUCUGUUUCACCUUAUUGGCUUCUAUUUAAAUUUACUCUUCUGUUAAAUCUGA
Molecule: messenger RNA, 872 nt
Organism: Solanum lycopersicum (tomato)
Lineage: Eukaryota; Viridiplantae; Streptophyta; Magnoliopsida; Solanales; Solanaceae
Product: protein PHLOEM PROTEIN 2-LIKE A9
Source: RefSeq, a predicted model, not a curated record